Oryza brachyantha (malo sina) is the source of this 1696-nucleotide messenger RNA. RefSeq names its product zinc-finger homeodomain protein 3-like. Bases 517 to 1413 code for a protein of 298 amino acids. The record is from RefSeq and is a predicted model, not a curated record. Gene Ontology annotation, cellular component: nucleus. Gene Ontology annotation, biological process: regulation of developmental process; regulation of DNA-templated transcription. The transcript has 2 exons. Lineage: Eukaryota; Viridiplantae; Streptophyta; Magnoliopsida; Poales; Poaceae. Gene Ontology annotation, molecular function: transcription cis-regulatory region binding; DNA-binding transcription factor activity.
CAGAGUCUCUCUCUCUCUCCUCAAGUAAGCUUGGAUGGAUUCCUGAUAGUGCAAGCAAAGCAAGCACCAGAAGCUAGUAGUGUUUUUUUUUUCUUGUUUUUUUUUCUUGCCUCUUCUUCUCCUCUUCAUAUUUUUCUCUUUGUCAUUAGAUACACCACAAGACAACAAGCUUCUUCUUCACCUCUCCCCUCCCCCACAGCUCAGAGCUCUUCUCCUUCUCCUACUACUUCCAUUCCAUACCCUCUCAAAAUCUCUUGUUUUCUUGUAAUUCCAUCCACUUUGCAGGCUUGGUGUUUGUGCCCCUUGCAUGCAUGCUUCUUCUCAUUGCAAUGGUGGAAGAAGAAAACAUUCUGAGCUAGAGCUAGCUCACCCUCACCAUGGCCUUGCUCCCUCUUUGCCCUCCUGAUUAGCUUAGCUCUUCAGACACACACACACACACAGACACACUGCAAGAGGAGCUCGGCUAGCUUCUGGUUGGUGAAGAGGAGGGAGAGGAGGAAGAAGAGGUGAUAAAGAAUGGAUCUUUCGGGGACGCAGGGUGAGCUGCCGUUGCCAAUGCACGCCGCCGCGUCGCCGUACCUGGGCCUGCACCAUGACCACCACCACCACGGCGGCGGCGGGAUGAAUGGCCGGCACAUGUCGCCGCCUACGCCACAGGCGUCGGGGGAGGAUUCGAAGGCGGUGGUGCCGUCGGGGGGAGGCGGCGGCGGCGGCGCGAGGUACCGGGAAUGCCUCAAGAACCACGCGGCGGCCAUCGGCGGCAGCGCGACGGACGGGUGCGGCGAGUUCAUGCCCGCCGGCGAGGAAGGCUCGCUCGACGCUCUCCGGUGCUCCGCCUGCGGCUGCCACCGCAACUUCCACCGCAAGGAGCUCGACUACCCAUCCGCCGCCGCUGGCUCGGCGCCGCACCACCACCACCACCACCUGAUGCUCGGCGGCGGCGGGGCGCUGAGCCCUCUCGCCGCGCACCACCGCGGCGGCCACCACCACCACCACCUCCUGGUGGCCGCGCUGCCGCCGCCGACGCGGAUGGUGAUGCCGCUGAGCGCCAUGCAAACGUCGGAGUCCGACGACGCCGCGGGCGCGCGCCCCGGCGCGCCCGGCUCCGCCGCGGCGGCGAGGAAGCGGUUCCGCACCAAGUUCACGGCGGAGCAGAAGGCGCGGAUGCUGGGGUUCGCCGAGGAGGUCGGGUGGCGGCUGCAGAAGCUGGAGGACGCCGUCGUGCAGCGCUUCUGCCAGGAGGUCGGCGUCAAGCGCCGCGUCCUCAAGGUCUGGAUGCACAACAACAAGCACACCCUCGCCCGCCGCCACCUCCACCCCGCCGCCGCCGACGACGGCAGCGCGCCGCCGCACCCCGAGCCCGGCGGCGCAGCCCCGAGCCCGAGCUCGCCGCAGCAACUCCGGCUCGAGUAACCAACCAACUUGAUGAUGAAUCCAUUGACAACAACAGCAAAAGCUCAUUUCUUUCUUGCUGAUCAUUCUAGAAGAUUCCUAGCUUAAUUAGCUGCAUUGCAUUGCAUCCCACUGCCACUACUGUUCCAUUCCAUUCCAUCCAUCCAUCCAUCCAGGAAAAAAAAUGGUGUUAAUUCCCUGUAUGUUUAAUUAAUUAAUUAAUCCCUGUUUAAUCUUCUCUGAAUUCAUCUCCAUGUUCUCUGCUAAGUGGCUGUUUGGAUCCAGGAACUUUUUUUUAGUUCAU